AUGAAUAUCAGUGGCACCUUGAAUACGCUUCGGUUGCUUUAUAAUCCAUCAUUGUGUAAGCCUAGUCUAGUUGUCCCCACUUUUAACGAUCUUCCUAUACCUAUUCACGAUUCUAUAAAGGCCGUGGUCUUGGAUAAAGACAAUUGCAUUGCCUUCCCUCACGAUGACAAUAUAUGGCCAGAUUACUUGCAACACUGGGAAACCUUAAAAUCGAAAUACUCCAAUAAAGCGCUCUUGAUCGUUAGCAAUACUGCCGGUUCUACUUCUGAUAAAGACUAUGUGCAAGCAACACUUUUGGAAGAUAAGACAGGUAUACCCGUUUUGAGACACUCUACAAAGAAACCAGGUUGUCACAGCGAAAUUUUGGAUUAUUUUUAUAAAAACAAAACUAUAACAAACCCUAAGGAGGUUGCUGUUGUUGGAGAUAGGCUUUUCACUGACAUUUUGAUGGCAAAUCUAAUGGGUUCAUAUGGGGUGUGGAUUCGAGAUGGUGUUAAAAUAUCGUCGAACCCUCUAUCCAAAUUCGAAAAAAAAUUGUACAACUUUUUGGGAUUUUGA
Molecule: messenger RNA, 558 nt
Organism: Saccharomyces paradoxus
Lineage: Eukaryota; Fungi; Ascomycota; Saccharomycetes; Saccharomycetales; Saccharomycetaceae
Gene: GEP4
Product: phosphatidylglycerophosphatase
Exons: 1
Coding region: 1-558 (185 amino acids)
Biological process (GO): cardiolipin biosynthetic process
Cellular component (GO): mitochondrion
Molecular function (GO): phosphatidylglycerophosphatase activity
Source: RefSeq, a predicted model, not a curated record